AUGGAGUUUUCAAAAAUUUCACUAGUAAUUGUUUCCUUCAUGGCCUUGAUCAUGACUCAUCUCUCUUUAGCCCAAAAUUCCCCACAAGACUUCCUUGCACCCCAUAAUGCAGCUCGUGCAGAAGUUGGGGUCCAACCCGUGAUGUGGAAUGACAUUGUCGCGACAUAUGCCCUAAACUAUGCUAAUCAAAGAAGUGUUGAUUGCAACAUGCAACAUUCUCAGGGACCGUAUGGUGAGAACUAUUGUUCCAAUAAGAACCUCGCCGAGGGCUCCGGUGAAUUCAUAAUGUCGGACGCAGUAAAGAUGUGGGUGGAUGAGAAGGUAAACUAUGACUACAAUUCUAAUUCAUGUGUGGGUGGUGAGUGCCUGCAUUAUACUCAAGUUGUUUGGAGCAACACUGCACGAAUAGGGUUUGCUAGCGUUUAG
Molecule: messenger RNA, 426 nt
Organism: Camellia sinensis
Lineage: Eukaryota; Viridiplantae; Streptophyta; Magnoliopsida; Ericales; Theaceae
Source: RefSeq, a predicted model, not a curated record